UCUGUGUGCUUUUAUGACAUUAUCAACGGACUGUCAAUUUAUCACUAGAAGGACGGCAUGGGCCUACUAAAUAAAGCAAAAUGAAAUGUUGCAACACUCAGUGUUCCUUGGUUCACUUUAGUACCCUUGUCAUACUGUACUUAGAAAUGUUUUCCCCGGUUGCAAAUUAUUUACCCACAAUGGUAAAUUUGAAGUAUUUGUUUAUCACGGUCCAACAGAUGAAGUUCAGCAGCAAUUUUGAUGACUUUGCCAUGACAUGGAAACUCAUCAACGAUAAUAUGCAAAUAUAUGCUGCUGUUAAAAAAAACGUGGUUGUUUCAUAAUUGUUUUUGGCUAGUUGGACGUGUUUUAAGAAAGCAUAGUGCAUAGAACAUAGUACCUAUGUCAUGGAUUGUGAGUGUUCACGUCAUAGGCCUACUGGAGAUGAGUUUCCUUAUUUGAAGGUAAGGAUUACUGAGGUUUAUUAUCCAAUACAUAGUGUAGAGGCCAUGGAAAUUGGUCACCCCCUUUUUCCAUUUUGCCCCCUCCUCUUUUAUAAUGUAAUAGUCCAGACUUUGCUUUACCUCUGAGAAUAAUGGACUGAUCCAAGAGUUGCCACAUCAGCAAGGGACAGGAAGUUGGCUUCAUUGUUCUUACAAGCAAUGACCCUGCCAACAUCUGCAAUUAAGUUGUCCUCAUGCAUUUCUGUAUCUUUGGCUGACAACUCUCCAUUAUUUCUUACAGGGUCACCAACUUCAUCAUUUUAAUGUAACUCUCGUAAGUGCCAUCUCUGGCAAUUACACGGGUGUAACAAUAUGCCGUGAAGUGAAAGAGCUAUAGACAAGUCUGUCCCAGUCUGAGGGGGCAACUUUCACGAGUGCAGUGCUGGCUGGUGGAGGUUCUACGCAAGGCAACCUGCGUAGUGCUAUGACUCGGGAGAAAAGAGAAAUGGAAGGUGGUGAGAAGACCAAGAGGAAGUCGAAGAAAGACAAGAAAAGAACGAAGUCAAGCCAGGAGGCCAGUGAAGAAACAAGCCAGGAGCCUACUCGGAAGAAAUCAUGGAAGGAGAAAAAGCGAGACAAGACAAGUGAGGAGUCUGAGGAACAGUUGAGGGCGGAGCCUGCUCAGAAGAAAAAGUCAAUGAAGUACAAGAAGAGAAGUGAAGACAAGAUGUCCCAUCCACCAGGCCCUUCCUGUGUCCCCAAAGAGCCAGUGAAGGAGAGUGAGGAAAGUCAAAGAAGAAAAGCAGACACAUCGACGACGAGGCUGUGGCACCAGACCAAGCAGGUCCCUCCAAGCCCAUGUCACAUGCUGAAAGAACUCACUACACAGCCAUCCAGAGAGAAAUGCAGGAUGCGAGACCCAAGUAUCGGGCCGUGGCUGAGACAAGUUCAUCAGAGGAUGAGGAGUAUGUUCCAGGUCCAUCCCUUGACGAAGAUGAGGCAAGCGACCUACAUGUAUUCAUUGAAUGGUUCUGGUCUGAGGGAGAGGAAGAGGAGUCACAGGCAGAGGAGGAAGAUGAAGAGGAUGACGAUCAUGAUGACCAGGUAGAAGAACCGCAGGCCCAUCCAGCAAAAC
This is a messenger RNA of Patiria miniata (bat star), 1557 nucleotides long. Its product is annotated as nucleolar protein 58-like. The transcript is spliced from 2 exons. The coding region runs from base 907 to 1530 and encodes 207 amino acids. The record is from RefSeq and is a predicted model, not a curated record. Lineage: Eukaryota; Metazoa; Echinodermata; Asteroidea; Valvatida; Asterinidae.